Molecule: messenger RNA, 1296 nt
Organism: Iphiclides podalirius (scarce swallowtail)
Lineage: Eukaryota; Metazoa; Arthropoda; Insecta; Lepidoptera; Papilionidae
Source: the annotation of a GenBank genome assembly
AUGAAUGAUUUUUCUACAUUAGAAAAAACUAUAGUGCGCGAAUUAUCAUGUCGACUAUGUCUAUGCAACGACGUAAUAAAAUUAAAACCCCUAAGCGCUGAAACCAAGCGUAAGAUAAAAGGUCUUUUUAAUAUAGUGAUUCGAACCGAUGACAACCUUCCUAAAGCGAUAUGCCACGACUGUUUGCAACAAAUUAGCGCACUGCACCUAUAUACUGUGAAAGUUGAGAAAGCCCAGAAGUUCUUAAACUUUCAUAAAAUGAAAAGUGAACAAAGGGAAACCAUCGAGUUGAUAUCUGAAAAGAAACUGCACCCAAUAAUAAAAGCAUUAUCAUCGCAAAACGUUCAGAGCGAGAAGCAAACAAUGGCCGCUCCCAAAUCCAAAUCGAACACGUCCGAACGUCAACGAGGGGAGAUAGAUUCGGUAAAAUGUAAGGAAUCAAGAAAGAGAACUCGCUUGGAGAUGAAAUUUAUGGAAGCAAUGCCAUUAGAGGAAUUUGUAAAGACAGAACGCGUCGAUGCCUCCCUCCUAAUAAAUCCCGCAUCAAACGAAACGAAAAAUUCACAAGUAGCUGAAGUAUCGAGGAAAAUAAAUACGACGAAAGAUAAACCCGAAGUAAGCAUUGAUUGUGACACGCUAGAUUCUAUAGUUCUAGUAGAUGGUAGACCAGCGAAACAAGGUGCAGAUUUGGAUAAGCAGAUAUCACUUUUCUACAAAAUGGAAUGUUGCAUUUGCCACGGAAAGGGAUUCGACUUUCGAUCCUUGAUGAGGCAUUAUAAGGAACGGCACGGUGUACCCGGUUACGUUACUUGUUGCGACAAGAAGUUUCACUAUUUUUAUCCAAAGAAAAUUAUUGAACACAUGGCGUAUCACCUUCAGCCGAACAUAUUUAUGUGUCCAAGCUGUCACUACAAUUUCCAAACUUCCCAAGAGUUAGUGGACCACGAAAGCAACGGCGGUCGGUCUGAAGGCAAGAUCGCGUGUCCACGAUGCACUGAACGGUAUCCCACGUACCGUGAGCUGGGCCAGCAUAUACUAUUGCAUCGAACCGAUAAAUCAGAAUGCGAUUACUGCGGAAAAUUGCUUAAACAUCACCACAGAAAGAAAACUGUUAGUCACAUGGAAGACUUGAUACUAUGUUCGCAGUGUCUACGAACAUUAAAAAAUAUCGAGAAACAGGACAAGGAAACAAAGGAAAAAUGGAAAAGCAAAUGCAGCGACACAAAGAAAUCGGAAAAAUAUCAAAGAUUUUAUAAAGCACUCGAAAUUUCCGGCGACGACGACGCGUCCACGGAG